AUGUGUGCAAAGUUUCUUCAAAACAUAUACAAAACAUUCUGGUUUCAAUAUAAUCAUAUGGCAGUUUUUACGCAGGUUGUAAAUCCUUUGACAGGACAAAACGAAUGGGCUGUACAUGGCGAUGAUUACGAUUAUGAUGUGGAGUUAUCUUGCACUGGAUUUGGAGACAUGUUGCAUGACAAGGAACGCAAUCAAAAGUACUUCGCAGCACUCCGAAUGGCCAUAGCUCGUAUGCAUGCUGACGGCCGAAAAGCCCACGUGUUGGACAUUGGUACAGGUACGGGGAUAUUGUCCAUGAUGGCACUAACCGCCGGCGCUGACACCGUUACAGCAUGCGAAGCAUUUAUGCCAAUGGCGAAUUGCGCUGAGCGCAUUUUUGCGGCAAACGGGUUUGGCGAUAAAGUGCGUCUGGUAAAGAAACGUUCAACAGAAAUGCGUAUCGGUGAAGAUAUGCCGCAAAGGGCUAAUCUGUUAGUGGCUGAGUUACUAGAUACUGAGUUGAUAGGUGAAGGUGCUAUUAGUAUAUACAAUCACGCGCAUAAUGAACUACUAACAGACGACGUCAUAUGCAUACCAUCAAAAGCGACGUGUUAUGCCCAAGUUGUACAAUCGCCAUUAGCCUCACAAUGGGACACAAUGAAAAUUGUGGCUGAUUUGGAUGGUAAUAUCCUGCUGAAACCCCCUAAGGAUGUAGUGCAAUGCAAAGGUGACGCUGCGGUUCACGAUGUACAGCUCUCGCAGCUAAGCUGGCACAGUUUUUUGCCUUUAACAAAACCAAUAGAAAUUUUUGAGUUUGAUUUUAAUAGUAAGCAGAAUAGACCAGUGCAACGACAACAAUUGCGUGAAAUAAUUGCCUUACAACCAGGCUCAACUGAUCUAAUAUUUUAUUGGUGGGAUAUAAAUAUGUACUCGGAAGACAGCCUGUUGUUGAGUUGUGCUCCGUAUUGGGCCCAUCCGGACUACAAAACCAAGAACGAUGUAAUACCUUGGCGUGAUCAUUGGAUGCAAGCUAUAUAUUACAUACCGAAACCACAACAUAUUUCCCGAACUGGCGAGAAAUUUGUGCUAAGUUGUAACCACGAUGAAUAUUCACUUUGGUUUGACGUACAUAUCACGCCAGAGUUAGACAAAGCUGUUUCACGACAUGCUUGUACAUGCAAUCUUCACUUAGCCUAUCCCCGUUCACGCAUUGGUCAAAUGAAUCAGUCGGUACGUAACAAAAGGUAUUUAAACUACUUGGAGAAUAAUUUAACCAAAGACUCCCAUGUCCUAUGCCUUGGUGAUGGAUGUGUGUUGGGUGUGGCUGCAGCAAAAAUGGGAGUUGCUUCAGUUGUACUGUGUGAAAACCAUUAUUUCUCGAAACGUUUCAUGGAGUCUGUGGUGGAAAACAAUGAGAUUAAAAAUGUCGAAUUGGUCGCAAAUAUAAACAGCAUACCGGAGUCCAAGUUAGCUCAGUUAACACAUAUAUUUGCGGAGCCAUACUUUUUUAGUGCUAUACUUCCUUGGGAUAAUUUUCAGUUCGGUCAUCUUUUACAAAGCAUUCUGGAGAAAUUGCCACCGACAGUGAAAAUUUCACCACAUUCCGCCAAAAUAUUCGCAGUGCCAGUACAAUUCACCGACCUUCAUAAAAUCCGUACACCUGUGCAGCAAUGCGAAGGCUUUGACUUGAGGCUAUUUGAUAGAAUGAUUAAGCAUGCUCGUGCAAAGUUGCCGGAUCAUAAAAUUGAAGCACAUCCACUUUGGGAAUAUCCCUGCAAAGCUUUAGCGCAACCUCAAACUAUUUUAAAUGUAGAUUUCCGCAAUUUUAACAAGGAACAGUGCUCGAAUGGUGACAUGCAGACAGAGAGUGAUGGAACUUGCAACGGCGUCGCUCUUUGGGUGGAAUGGAAUAUAGAUGGAGGUUCUGCUUCUAAAUCGAUUGUGAGUACAGGCCCUACAGAACCAGUCGUGCCAGGAGAGUUUAUUAAAUGGGAUAUGUUCGUUCGACAAGGUGUACAAUUAUUUGAGCAGGAUCAUCCUGUUAUUAACGGGAAAAGUAGCAUACGGUGGACAUUGCAACACAAGCCAGCAUUAAGCAAAAUUGAAUUAGAUUUUAAUGUGAAUGUAUAACGUAAAUCCCGUAUUUGUGUAUUAUUUAAGAUAGUACGUUUAACUCUAAAUUUUAAACUCAAUUAAUAUAGUUAUAUAUUUGAAAACAUCAAUAUAACAAUAUAAGGACAUAUUUGACAAAGUUACAGACACACAUACAUAUAUGGAGCGUAAUUAAUUUUUUGGUAUUUCUUGUUCCAUUUGAGUUAGUACAAUAUUACGAUCGGUCUGUGUAGCAGGAGUUGCUUGCUUUUGGCCAAAUUCACCACCUUUUAGACGCUUGCGCAAGUCUAAGGCCCGAAUGUCGGUCAUUAAGGAAUGCUCUUUGUUCUCUAAAUCAACGUCAAUUUUCUGUGCAUGUUCCUCCAACAAAUUGUAAUUUGCUUUCGAUUCAUCAAUUUUGUCCAUUAGAUGACGACGUAUAGCCUGCAGUUUUUGAACCUCCAAACAUAGUUGGUCAUGCGCCUCAUCCAAACACAGUUCCAUGCCAGAGCGUUGUGCCCUGUUCUCCAAACGUGUCUCCGCUAAUUUCAACCCAUCGGUUUUAUCUCUUAGAGCUUGCUCCAAAGUUUUUAUUUCGCACACAGCUUUCUCCAUUUCUUCUUUCAUCUGAAAAUUUGUUUUUCAAAUGUUUCUUUUGAAAACUUUUUAUAGUCAAAAAAGUGUUUACCUUCAUUUGCUGCCACUGCAGUUCAUUACGUGCACGUUGUGUCUCGAAGAUACGUUUGCGUAUGGCAUGCUCGGCGCGUUCCUGCUGUGUUAUCAACAUAUUGCGCGCCUUUUCACGGCACACGAACAAGGCUUCUCGUAUAGCGUAGGUGUCCGCCAAUUCGUUCUCAGCCAUUUGCUUCAUAUUCUUGGUGUGAUCUAACCACCCUUGAUAGGUGCAACAACUAGAAAGGCGAACAAAUUUUGUAGUCUAUAUUAAGGCUUAAUGCACUAGGGUCUUACUUUUUUGGAUUACGCGUUGGAUCAGGUUUAUAGGUAAUAUUGGCUGCAAAUUUAUUUAAAUCAAGCUGUGCUACGUCCAAUUCUUCAGCCUCGGCUUUGUUUCCGACCUCCAACCCCAGUUUAAAUUUCACCUCCUCUAAGCGACUUAGUUUUUCCCAAGCCCUCUGGCAUUGGUCGGCAAGCAGGCGUUGAUUAUUCUCAAUAACCGCCAAUUCGUUUUUAAUCUCGGUAUCAGCGUCGUCGUAGGUCAAUUCAGACCCUAAACGACAAUCGCG
Molecule: messenger RNA, 3314 nt
Organism: Zeugodacus cucurbitae (melon fly)
Lineage: Eukaryota; Metazoa; Arthropoda; Insecta; Diptera; Tephritidae
Gene: Art7
Product: protein arginine N-methyltransferase 7
Exons: 3
Coding region: 1-2109 (702 amino acids)
Biological process (GO): peptidyl-arginine methylation
Molecular function (GO): protein-arginine omega-N monomethyltransferase activity
Source: RefSeq, a predicted model, not a curated record